This is a messenger RNA of Tarenaya hassleriana, 1133 nucleotides long. RefSeq lists its product as uncharacterized. Bases 354 to 947 code for a protein of 197 amino acids. Lineage: Eukaryota; Viridiplantae; Streptophyta; Magnoliopsida; Brassicales; Cleomaceae. Gene Ontology annotation, molecular function: metal ion binding. The record is from RefSeq and is a predicted model, not a curated record. The transcript has 3 exons.
AAAAGAGUUGAAAUCAACUCUACUUUUGACCCAAAAAUCUAUAUCCAUCUCUUCUUCGUUCCCUAUGCUCUUGCGUCAUUUACAAACACCAAAAUCUUUUGUGGAAUUAUCUUUCUAAACUUGAAGCAUAAUGUUGCAUUAAUAAUCGUUUCGAUAUUUUGUGCGUAUUUUCAGGUAACAUAUAUAUAUAUAUGAAAUCCAGGUAACAUAUUUUGUUUCCAAAUCUUGCAGAUUUUCUGUGAUAUUUUUCAUCGGGUAUGGUCAAAGUAACAUCUUUUCAAAAAAGAGAUUCACAGAUCAACCCUUCUCUUAGAAAGGAAGAACACAGUUUCCGGCGGAUCGAGAAAGUGACAAUGGAGGACUUGGACUUUCCGAUUUGUAUACUUAAAAUGAAUCUGCAGUGCUGUCGGGACUGCCCGUUGCGGGUCAAGAAACUCCUCCAGAAAGUAACGGGAGUUUACGCCAUAACCAUAGAUCCGAAGGAAGGUAUUGUAUUGGUCUCCGGCACCGCAGAGCCUCGGGUUCUCAUCAAAGCCGUCGAAGAAAUCGGAAAAAGUCCAGAGCUUUACGCCUAUGAGAAGGACCCAUCUAAGGCCAAGCUCCGAUUACGCGCCUUACUCAAGCGUUACGCCGACGCCGACGCCGACGACCGCGACGAACACUCUUCCUCCGCCGCCUCCUCCUCCUGCCGCGUCGGUGAAACACUUGGCCAGAGAAGGUUCGGCAUGAACCCCCGAAUAUUAGGGCAUCCUCCGCCGCCGCCGAUGCCGAUGUUCAGGCUGCCUCCACAGGUGGGGCCGCCCGCAUACGAGCAGCCGGUGGUGGCGGCGAGGAAACAGCCGGCUCCUUACCCCUUCGACUUCUACUCGGAGAAGGAGUUCCCGUCUGGCGACUCUCUCUUUCACUAUUUCAGCGACCAACAUGCUCAAUCCUGCUCCAUCAUGUAAUGCUUCCUUUUGCUUGUGAAAAUGGAAUUUGUAGAAUUAUUCUGUGUUUAGUCCUAAUUUGAAAUACUGCAGCUUAAAUUUUUUGCCCAAGCCAAAAUUUUAUUGGGCGGGCCACUUCCAUUGUGUUGUUUGUAUAUUUUCGUGAUUAGGCCACUUGUCUUGUUUAUAUGUUGUUGUAUAUAUUGG